Messenger RNA from Tripterygium wilfordii, 1930 nucleotides. RefSeq names its product AT-hook motif nuclear-localized protein 9-like. Gene Ontology annotation, molecular function: minor groove of adenine-thymine-rich DNA binding. The transcript is spliced from 6 exons. Lineage: Eukaryota; Viridiplantae; Streptophyta; Magnoliopsida; Celastrales; Celastraceae. The record is from RefSeq and is a predicted model, not a curated record. The coding region runs from base 527 to 1540 and encodes 337 amino acids.
CUUUUCUUUCUGUUCAAAGUCUUUUGUUUCUUUCUGGUCUCCCCCUCAUGCACCCAGUAAAUGCAAAGCAUCAUCACUCCAUAGAAUAAGAUAGAAGAGAGAAAAACAGUGACUUAAAUUCAUCAAAAAUGUUCGACCUUUACUUGUCUCAAUUCAAAACCCACCUCAGAUUCUGCUUCUUGCUGCUCCAGAUUUAACCCACUUGACCAUUAUGUGAGUCGGUCUCCGUUGAGGUUGUAAAGAAAAAAGGAAAGAACUUUUCACCUUCUUUUCGAGAGUGUCUUCUUCAACCUCAUGUUUGAAGUUUUGGGCUCUUUCUGUGAGGCUUUGGUGUUUGCUUGAGAAGAUGCUUGGUGUUCAAGGUUUUUAUGAUAGGGUUGGUGAGUGUGUGGAGCUGUUUCAGUUUCUGUGUUGCCGUUUGUCUUCUGAAUGAAUCCUUGUCUCUUGUUUUCUUGGGUUUGACAGGAAAUUGGGGGUUAAGUUUAUUCAAGCAGAAAUUUAGGCUUUUCAUCUUCAAAAUAUAUGCAUGGAUCAAAGAGAUGCAAUGGGGUUAUCUGGGUCGCCUUCUUACUAUAUGCAUAGAGGCAUGUCUGGAACAGGAACGCAAUCCGGGUUACAUGGAUCGUCAGCCAUUCGUUCCUUAUCUAAUCCAAGUAUGCCAUUUCAAUCAAACACUGUUGGCAGUAAUAUUGGAUCAGCAUUGGCUAUAGAGCCUUCAACAACAGUCUCACCUCAUGGUGUCAAUGUGGGCGCACCAUCUGCUGUGCCAUCGGGGGAGACUGUGAAGAGGAAGAGGGGAAGGCCCCGGAAAUACGGACCUGAUGGGACAGUGUCAUUGACAUUGUCCCCAUCUUCAUCUACUCAUCCUGGGACAAUAACCUCAACCCAAAAGCGAGGUAGAGGACGGCCGCCGGGGACUGGGAGGAAGCAACAAUUAGCUUCCCUUGGUGAAUGGCUGUCUGGUUCAGCCGGGAUGGGCUUUACUCCACAUAUACUCACUGUAGCAGUAGGGGAGGACAUCCCAACAAAAAUAAUGUCAUUUUCGCAGCAGGGACCAAGAGCUGUUUGUGUCUUAUCUGCCAAUGGUUCUGUCUCUACUGUAACUCUCUGUCAGGCAUCGACUUCUGGAGGCACUGUCACAUUUGAGGGGCGCUUUGAGAUUCUAUGUUUAUCAGGCUCUUACUUGCUCAGCAACAAUGGUGGAUCUCGCAAUCGAACUGGUGGUCUGAGUGUCUCCCUUGCUACUCCUGAUGGUCGCGUAAUUGGCGGUGGAGUUGGUGGUAUGCUUAUUGCAGCUACUCCUGUUCAGGUGAUUGUUGGAAGUUUCAUAUGGGGCGGUUCAAAGACAAAAACAAAGAAAGGGGAAGGUUCAGAUGGUGGAAGAGAUGCAGAACACCAGACAGAUGACAACCCUGUAAGCCCAUCUGCAGCACUACCAAGUCAGAGUCUCAAUCCAACCUCUUCACUUGGUGUAUGGCCUGGUUCCCGGCCAAUGGACAUGCGUAAUGCACAUGUUGACAUAGACUUGAUGCGCGGUUGACUAUAUCGCUUGGCAGUUUGACGAGCAAAAUAUACUGCCGAAUUAAAGAGGCACCGAAAUCUAGUUUUUCAGAAGUUUGAUGAUGGACAAAAGCCAGCUGAUUCCGGACUUGAUAAUUCGGCAGUUAUCCGUAUCGACUGUGGGAUGUAGAAAUAUUUUUGUAGGUUAAUGACAUGUUAGUUCAUGAUCUUAGAGGUCAUGUUUUUAACAAAUUUUGUGCGGUAGACAUUUUCCCCUGCAGAUUGAACCAAGAAAAUAUAUGCUGUAGCACGAUUUGGGGCAGCUUAGAUUGUAUCAGCAAGAUGGAUUCGACUAAACGGGAUAUGUUCUUCCAUGUAUGGUAGAAACUAGAAACUGAAUCGAAGUUGAUGAAUUUUGUUUGUUGUCAUA